Molecule: messenger RNA, 855 nt
Organism: Ophidiomyces ophidiicola
Lineage: Eukaryota; Fungi; Ascomycota; Eurotiomycetes; Onygenales; Onygenaceae
Gene: ssb2
Product: Replication factor A protein 2
Exons: 3
Coding region: 1-855 (284 amino acids)
Biological process (GO): nucleotide-excision repair; double-strand break repair via homologous recombination; DNA replication
Cellular component (GO): DNA replication factor A complex; nucleus; chromosome, telomeric region
Molecular function (GO): DNA binding
Source: RefSeq, a predicted model, not a curated record
AUGAAUUACGGGUAUGAUAAUCAGUACCCCUCAGGCUCAUACGGGCAGGGCGGCGGGGAAGGGGGCUACAUGAAUGAAGCUGGGAGCAGUCAGGGAGGAAAGAAAUAUGCCAAGGAGUCCCUCAGAGCUGUAACCAUUAAACAAAUAAACGAAGCAACACAAGCAUACCCGGAGGCGGAUUUUAAAAUUGACGACACGGAAAUCACUCAGAUAUCGUUUGUUGGACAAGUACGCAACAUCUCGCAGUUGACCACCUUCGUCACGUACAAAAUAGACGAUGGAACGGGGGACAUUGAGGUGAAAAGAUGGUUAGACAAUGCAGAUCGUAACGACGGCAUGGAGGAUCCCAUGGAUACAUCGGAAGCUGCGACGCGUCGUUCCAGCAAGAAGGAGAUUGUGGUCAAUGGGUAUGCCAAAGUAUGGGGGAAGCUGGGAGUCUAUAACAACCGCCGUUCGGUCACAGCACACGUAAUCCGGCCGCUCACGAACAUGGAUGAAUACCACUGCCAUUUCCUCGAGGCUACAGCCAUGCACCUUUACUUUACGCGCGGGCCUCCACCAAGCAAAGAUGGAGCAGCAGCGACAAAGGAUCAGGGGGGGAUGGGAGCAGGAAACACUGCCGGGAACAUGGCUAUCACCGGCAAACCCCUUCCGCAUAUGUCCCCCAUUGCGAGGAAAUUAUACGAUACGUUGAGUAAUACCAUGCAAAGCCGAGAGGGAUUGCAUGCACAACAUCUGGCUGGUCUUAUGCACAUGCCUCUGAGUGACGUGUAUAAAGCCAGUGAAGAGCUGCAGAGUCACAGCUUGAUAUUCCCAACUGUGGACGAUAACACUUGGGCUAUUUUGGAAAUCUGA